AUUUUUUUGGGAAGAAUUCUUUGUUUAAAAGACAAAAAAGUAUCAAAAAGUAACAUGAAACAUGAAAAUCUUUAAAAUAUUUAGUUUUUACUGAGGUUAUGUCAUAAUUUUCACGCUUUUGUAUGUUUGUGUCACUGUUACAUGAAAACCACUCAAGCAAUUUUGAUAAAUUUUGGUUUGGAGAUAUUUUGGACCUUGGAGAAUAACAUAGGCUACUUUUUGUUGCUAAAAUCUAACUUGAAGGGUGUGAAAAAUAGUUUUGAAGUUUGUGCAACAAAAAAGAUAAAUGACGUCGACGCAUGCGCAAAAAUGUGAUGAAAAUGCCUAUUAAAGAUGGCCGCCGGUAUUUAUUAUAAUUUUAGCUUUAAAAAACGUUCAAUUCUUUCAAAAAACAACUAAAAAACGAAAAAUAAAAGCCCAACUCUUAAAAAAUUAAAAGUUGCACAAACUUUUUCUAAGUUUAACACAUUUUCUAUUACUACUAAAUCAUAUCAUAUGAAAAACUGCAGAUCCCAAAGUUUUGAGCUAGUCUAAAACCCGCACUACUAUAACUCUCUUAUCGCUGAUAUAAUGCUACCACAGUCGUCACGUCACUCUCACUCUCUUGUCGCCCCAUCCCAUCACACACACGAUGUGCCUACUCUGCCUAUCCAACACUCGUCACUCGCUUACGUCGCGUAUCAUCACCCAGCUCGCAUCGCAAGAGAAAAAAUGACCAAAUCGGUAUCAGUCCGCGACGCGCCGUGCCGAAAGUAGGUUAUUCACGCGCUGCGCAGCGCUAAGCCCGUCCAGCCCGAAACGAGCGAAGAUUCCGACUGGCCUCCGGCCGGUAUAAGUAGACGCCGCCGCCGAGUUAUCGCACUUCCGAAGCGAUCUUAUGCAACUCCGUCGUGGCUUGCGUUAGAUGCCUGCCCAGCUCGCAACCUCAUCGUGCCGUUUUGUUAAACUCAACGUGUUGGCCUAGUGGCAAUGAAUUGUAUAUAUCGUGGGAGGAGCACGACUGAAUUCUACUUGGCGUCGGUGUUGUACGAUUCCAUCGAGGAUCUCAACCGAAGCGGGGUUUCAUCCCUAAUCAAAGAAAAACACGCCGAUGCCAACAUUGUCCUGCCCUUCCGGGGCAUCGCGCCCUUCCACCAGGUCGUCGCCAGCGAAGACCGACACUUCGCCAUGGAGACGACGCUUCUCAUACUGCAGAAUGGUGGGGACCCCAACGUCCGAUCUGACGAGGGGCUGACCCCGCUGCACAUCGCCGCUGCCUGGGGCCGGCGCGACCUGGUACAACUCUUACUCCACUGUGGCGCCGACCCCGACCUGCAGGACAACAGCUACAUGACACCCAUCCACUACGCUCGCGAGCACGAGCACCACGACAUUGUCGAGAUGAUUCGCACGUUCAUCGACGGCGGGAUCUCCGCCUACUUUGAACAGGGCAGAGGGAAAGAUGCAUGCGUUGUAACAUUGGAUAGAAUCUUAAUAUCCAAUGGGCAAGCGGUUGGAGAAUAUGAAGUGAUCAAAACCGAACAAAAAGAUGUGGUUAAACAUAAUCAUCAUCAAGAACCCAUUGAUUUGAAGGUGUUACCACAAACGAAUCCUAAUGAAUAUGUCAGGGAUUGGUGUAAUACUCUCGUUGACCAGUUGGAGAAUCUAUCUCUAUCACCCUCGGAUAAUUCGGAGAAUUCUAUCAUGGAGAGGACUUUUGCUAAUGUGACCAUGGUUCGACCAGUGAAUCGACCAGUGUCAUCGUUUUAUUCAUCCAGCGAUAAUAGUCACCAUGACAACAAUAUUAACUUGACCACAAACACAGAAUUAUUAGAUUCGUACAAGUCCAGAGAAAGUGGAGUGCAUACACUGCCCAAUUCUAUGUUGGAUGAUUAUGAGCAACCUGUGUCACAUCAGUCUAAACCUCCACCUCAAAGGAAAUCAUCCAAAGACACUUCGAGUGAUUAUUUUACUUGUACUGAUGUUUCGGAGAUUCUGGAUGAUGUCCAUAACAAUGGUUUUGUUUUUGGUGAUUCUGACAUAAGUUUUGUUAGUGUUUCCGAAGUCUAUAAGUAUGUGGACGCUGAAGAAGGUGUUUGCUUGUAUGAAAAACGAGUUUUACCUGUUGUUAUGCCGUAAGUUGAUAAAAUUUUCUUAUAAUUCCAUAGUUUUAAUGUUUAUGUAUCGAAUAGGAACUUGAACGAGACGGAAAACUUUACUGUGAGUUCAAAAUCAUCAAAAGUAUCCAGUUUACCAGUCAGUUUUGAUUAUGACACUGAUACACUUAGGAAAGAACUGACAAGGGUUGGUUUUGAGCCGGGGCCGAUCACCAAAACAACAAAACGUGUUUAUCUAAAGAAAUUACAUCAUUUACAGAAGUUUCCACAGGAUGUUGUUGUUUCUACAGUGCAAGACAUCAAAAAAGUUUACUCGAAUGAGAUCCAGAAGACUUUGAAACACCCCGAAUGGUCAUCAGAUUUAACCCCCUACCGACUCCUAGAAGAACAAGUAGUGAGGCAAUUCUCAAACCCAGAUCCAACGCGGAAAUGGCGCGAAGGAGUGAGCAAAGCUUCCUUUACUUAUCUCCUGCUGGAUCCGCGUAUUACACAAAAUUUACCUGGACGAGCGGAUGGGUUAUCACAGGGUGAACUUUGGGAGGUUUUUCUUUCUUCUAUCUUCUACGUUGGUAAAGGAAAACGCUCCAGACCUUAUCAACACCUCUACGAUGCAAUAAACUUACAUAAAGACGGAGUUAAACAAACGACUAACAAGAAAUUACAACGUAUUCUUGAUAUUUGGAAAGAUAACCAAGGUGUGAUUUGCUUACACAUUUUUCAAAAUGUCAUCCCUGUUGAGGCGUACACUCGUGAGGCAGCCAUGAUUUCCGCGUUGAAACUCACAAACGUUGAGAAUUUACGCACUGGAGACUUUUAUGGAAUCUCAGCGACGUGGAGCAGCAAUCAGAAGGCAAUGUUUGGUGUUUAUUUGCUGUUCAAAGCGAUGAAGAUUUUAUUAAACGAAGGCGAACGACAGUUGAGCCCGAAUGAUAUUGAUUAGUUGAUUAGAUUUUUAAGAUUUGACGAUGAUGUGUGUUUUGAUUGAAUUAUUUAUUUCACGCGUGAAUUGCAAGUGGUAUGACUCAGAAUUGUGAUAUGAUCGUGCGCGUAGAUGUUUAAUUACAACAAGUAUUUGAUGACACUCGAUGAGAUUUUGAUCGUUUGUUCCGAGAACGUUAACAAUAAGUGCAAUUACACUUUUAUCAGAUUUUUGUAUUACAGACACAAAUAUUAUUCAAAUAUUUUAUAUUUUCUAAGACUUAUAUAAUUGAAAUUAUAGUGUUUAGGACGAUUUUCGACGAAUUUUAUUUUUAAAAUGAUGUUUUUAAUGAAAUAUGUGGAAAUAUAUAUUAUGUGUUCAAAUAAAA
Molecule: messenger RNA, 3403 nt
Organism: Dalotia coriaria
Lineage: Eukaryota; Metazoa; Arthropoda; Insecta; Coleoptera; Staphylinidae
Product: ankyrin repeat and LEM domain-containing protein 1-like
Exons: 3
Biological process (GO): double-strand break repair via homologous recombination; resolution of meiotic recombination intermediates
Cellular component (GO): nucleoplasm; cytoplasm
Molecular function (GO): DNA endonuclease activity; protein binding
Source: RefSeq, a predicted model, not a curated record